AUGUCGCUAUCAUUCUGGACUAUCAACCACGGAAUCAGCGAUGAGUCAGUUGUUAGUUUAUUGUUCUUGCAGAAUCGACAUCAGUUUGUGACAAAUGUGAUACGAUAUAAGCUUGCUUAUAAGAUAAUAUAUUAUUUCCACAGGCACCGAGCUGCAGUGAAAGUAAUUACCGCGAAUUUUCAUCAAGAUACCACCACAGCGGAUAAUGUCGUCGCCACUAGGCCGUUAGAGGAGAUUCCAGGACCAUCGUCCUUGCCGCUUAUAGGACCUUUGCUACAUUUCUUACCCGGAGGUUCCAUUGGGACAAGAGUGGGCAUUGAACUGUCGGAAGUUCUUUAUAAAACGUAUGGCCCCAUAGUGCGCAUUGACGGGAUGUUGGGGAAACCAACGUUCAUAUUUUUGUAUGAUGCUGAUGCGUGCGCUCAGGUCCUUCGCGGUGAAUCAACGUAUCCAGUUCGCCCUGGGUUCCAGUCCUUGGAGUAUUAUAGGAAAGAAUACGUGAAACCAAAACAAGAACUUACAGGUUUAAUAACUGACCACGGAGAGCCAUGGAAGGCGAUGCGGUCGGCCGUGAACCCCGUCAUGCUGAAGCCCAAGACCGUCCAGCUGUAUGCGCACGUGCUGGACGAGGUGGCCCAGGAUAUGAUUGCCAGAAUGAAAUCACUACGGGAUGAAAAUAACAAAAUACCCGGAGAUUUCGACGUAGAACUCAAUAAAUGGGCACUCGAGUCCAUUGGCACUGUGGCUCUGGGCGGCCGCAUAGGAUGUCUGGACCCAAACCUUCCGGCAGAUUCCCCCGCCAGGGAACUUAUACAGAACAUUCACGAGAUAUUCCAACUGGUCCAGGACUUAGACUUCAAACCAAGUCUUUGGAGAUAUUAUUCGACAAAGAAUUUCAAGAAAGCUAUGUAUUUGUUUGAUCGACAAAUGGAAUUAAGCAAAAUCUAUAUAAAGCGAGCUGUCAAGGACAUUGAGAAAGCGAGAGGAACUGUCUCUGCUAAUGAAAAGGGCAUACUCGAAAAGCUCCUUGAAGUUGAUGAGAACAUGGCGGUUAUCAUGGCGUCUGAUAUGUUGUUUGCAGGCGUCGAUACGGCUGCCAACACGGUGCUAGCAACAAUGUAUCUGCUCGCCGUGAACCCCGACAAGCAGCAGAAUCUUCGAGAAGAAGUCCUAAAACAGGUCGACAAGCAGCGCUACCUGAAGGCCUGCAUCAAGGAGUCCAUGCGCAUGCUCCCAGUCGUGUCGGGCAACCUGCGGCGGACCACUAGGGAGUACAAUUUGAUGGGGUACCACAUUCCUAAUAAUACGAACAUAAUCUUCAACCACCAGUACCUCUCCCUGAUGGAGGAUCAGUUCCCUCGACCGGCGGAGUUCAUCCCGGAGCGCUGGCUGACCACCCCGGACGACCCACUGCACCACGGCCGCGCCAGCCCCUUCGCCAACAUGCCAUUCGGCUUCGGAGCCCGACAGUGCAUAGGGAAGAGAAUAGCUGCGUUGGAAAUGGAAACGUUUGUCUCGAGAUUGGUGGAAAAUUUCGAAAUUGGAUGGGAAGGCGGUGAUUUGAAUGUGGUGUCGAAUUCGUUGAAUUAUGUUAAGGGGCCUUUCGAUUACACUUUCAAGGAUAUUUAAGUAUUUAAUGGUUUAUA
Plutella xylostella (diamondback moth) is the source of this 1646-nucleotide messenger RNA. RefSeq names its product cytochrome P450 CYP12A2. NCBI's taxonomy places the organism in Eukaryota, Metazoa, Arthropoda, Insecta, Lepidoptera, Plutellidae. The record is from RefSeq and is a predicted model, not a curated record. Gene Ontology annotation, molecular function: oxidoreductase activity, acting on paired donors, with incorporation or reduction of molecular oxygen; iron ion binding; monooxygenase activity.